This is a messenger RNA of Suillus fuscotomentosus, 1131 nucleotides long. RefSeq lists its product as uncharacterized. Lineage: Eukaryota; Fungi; Basidiomycota; Agaricomycetes; Boletales; Suillaceae. The transcript has 6 exons. The coding region runs from base 1 to 1131 and encodes 376 amino acids. The record is from RefSeq and is a predicted model, not a curated record.
AUGCCAACCUCCCUCACUCUACCACUCAGAGCACAAAGUGCUUAUUAUGAUUGCAGUCAACCAUGGAAAUCUCAGCCCUCCACACCACAGCAAAAACGAUACUCCCUAGCAAGUGGCCCUCCACUGGUCAAACACCAUUCAACACCCUCAGCAAACUGCUUGGCCAUUCAAUCUAGUACAGACACCUGCACGCAAUUUGAAACUCGUCUUCAGAUUUCAACACUAAGAGAGCCAUCAGCUCAAGAAAUCAAUAAAGGUGGUGCAUUUUUUACUAGGGCAAAGACAUGGAGUCCACAAUUCCCAGGCCUGGGCAAAGAAAGCAGAUGGCUACAGCUGUGGGGAACUGAGGUGUCCUACUCUGAGACACGACAAGACGUCCUACACAAACUCCAAGAUUACGUCAAUGGUGCCCCGAAUAUUGUCGCCCUCACAUUGUUCGAUAUCAAGGAAAAUGUACGCCACUCACCGCCAAAGGAGUCAUCAAGGACAUUUGAUACAUUGAAUGAGGUGGAGUUAGUAGUGCCAUUCCACAAGUGGAUUCACAAGUCCAACAAAUCAUUUCCUGGACCAGUCACCAUGUUUCGCCACAACUGGGUGUCUGCAGUUACAGUCACAGUCACUACGUGGCUCCAUCGCCCUACCAGACAACUCAAUCUGAAUGACCACGAUAAUGAGUUUUACCAAUAUGCGCUGGCAGCCGAGGACACUGCGGAGGAGUCUAGCAGUGACGAGUCUAGCAGUGACGGGUCUAGCAGUGACGGGUCCAACAGUGAUGAGUCCAACAGUGACGAUGGGUUGAAGCAGACCGGAUACGAUCAAUAUUCCUCUUGGCAUGAGGGUCUACUCAAACGCAAGGCACUGGAGAUGGAAAAUAUGUCGGGUGGUGGAUCAACCAAGAGGAGCAGGAAGUACUAUAACUGUUGUAGUACUACUGUACUAGUAGUAGUAGACUCGGACAGUGUCUGGCGAGUCCAUGUACUACUAUUCUUGUCUCUCUUACUUCACAUGUCUGUGGUAUAUGCCUUCAAUCACCCGUCGAAGGGGACAUCCAUCCAACGACAGGAAGAUGCGUUCAAAGAUCGCAGUUUAGAUAUUUCCGUGCUUCAGUCAAAGCGUCAUUUCCAGUCAUGA